AUGGAGUCCUACACCCUUAUGAGCGACUGCGCUGCUCCGACGGGGCGGGGCCACGGCCGGAAGUGGGGCGGGACGUGCGGGGGUCAGUCGCCCUGCAGAUCCGCUUUCUCGCUGCGCGACCCUGAGUGCAGGAUUGAGAAGAAGGAGUGUGUUCAGAAGGAAGACAUGUCUGAGGAUUUGGAAUUAGAGGUAGAAAUGUCAGAAAACUGUGCUGACGAUAUCUCCCAGUCACCUGGGCUUGCAGAACUCUGUGAUGAUGCAUUAGCAAGAGACUGGGGAGUCCCUGGAGGAGAGAGGCUGGUGCAGUCCUUGUGCCAGGAUGGGGACUUCACACCAGCCAAAGUUCUGUUGAAAAGCUCCUUAGAGGGGAAAGACCUGGACUGCAGUGGUUUGGGCAGAAGCUUCAGUCUGAGCCCAAAACUGAGGUCCUAUCAUCAGGGAGUUCCUGUAGAAGAAAGGCUGCACCCAGAUUUGUGUGGCCAGAGCCUCCAGCCCAGCAUGGACCUACCUGGCCCCGAGGGGGUCACCACAGCUGAAAGCCCCCUCAUAUGUAAUGAGUGUGGAGAAACCUUCAGCAGAAACCCUGACCUUAUUCAGCAUCAGACAGGCCACACUGGGGAGAAGUCCUUGAUGUGUAGUGAAUGUGGGAAGUACUCCAGCCAGUCUCGCAUGAGAGAGAAAGCUGGUCAGCGCAGCACGUGUGGGAAAGCCUCCCCUGAGCACACAGACCUAGCCAGGCAUCAGAGUCACCAUGGUGGUGAGAAGCCUCAUGUGUGCACUGACUGUGGGAAGGCCUUCAGCCAGAACUCAAGCCUUAAGAAGCACCAGAAGUCUCACAUGAGCGAAAAGCCCUACGAGUGCAAUGACUGUGGAAAGGCUUUUAGACGGAGCUCAAACCUCAUUCAACACCAGAGAAUCCACUCGGGGGAGAAACCUUAUGUGUGCACUGACUGUGGGAAGGCCUUCAGGCGGAGUUCAAACCUCAUUAAACACCACAGGAUUCACACAGGGGAGAAGCCUUUUGAGUGUAGUGAGUGUGGGAAGACCUUUAGCCAGAGUGCACACCUGAGGAAACAUCAGAGGAUUCACACUGGAGAGAAACCUUACGAGUGUCAUGACUGUGGCAAACCAUUCAGUCGUAUCUCCAACCUCAUUAAGCACCACAGGGUUCACACUGGAGAGAAACCAUAUAAGUGCAGUGACUGUGGGAAAGCAUUUAGUCAGAGCUCCAGCCUCAUUCAACAUCGCAGAAUCCACACUGGAGAAAAACCUCACGUAUGCAAUGUGUGUGGAAAAGCCUUUAGUUACAGCUCUGUUCUCAGAAAGCACCGGAUAAUCCACACAGGAGAGAAGCCGUAUGCAUGUAGCACCUGUGGGAAAGCCUUCAGCCACAGCUCAGCCCUCAUUCAGCAUCAGGGCGUGCACACGGGUGACAAGCCCUACGAGUGUCGUGAGUGUGGGAAGACCUUCGGUCGCAGCUCCAACCUCAUUCUUCACCAGCGAGUCCACACGGGAGAGAAACCCUAUGAAUGCACAGAGUGUGGGAAGACUUUCAGCCAGAGCUCAACCCUCAUUCAGCAUCAGAGGAUUCAUAAUGGGUUGAAACCCCAUGAAUGUAACCGGUGCGGUAAAGCCUUCAACCGAAGCUCCAACCUCAUUCACCACCAGAAAGUUCACACGGGGGAGAAACCUUACAUGUGUGUUGAAUGUGGCAAAGGCUUUAGCCAGAGCUCGCACCUCAUUCAACAUCAGAUAAUCCACACUGGCGAAAGGCCCUAUAAAUGCACGGAGUGUGGGAAAGCCUUCAGCCAGCGUUCAGUCCUCAUCCAGCAUCAGAGGAUUCACACUGGGGUGAAACCCUACGACUGCACUACUUGCGGGAAAGCCUUCAGCCAGCGGUCAAAGUUGAUUAAACACCAGUUGAUCCAUACCAGGAAUUAGCCCACUGAGGUGGUGGGAGUGAAACCGCCCCUGGUUUCCUCGCUGACUCCCCUGACUGUCGCAGCCUCUGCUGUUUCCCAGACCUGAAGCCUGGCCUGAGGAGCUCUUCACCCUGUGCGCAGAUGACCAGACAGCCUGGGGCCCUCCCCUGAAUCAUCCUGUGCAGGUCUCCUUCCCAUUGCCAUUGCUCCUGCUUCAUGUGACCUCUGUUUUUGCACUGUGUGAGCAGAAUGACAUCGGUUAGGAGAGAAAAUGUAAUGGAGGCUUUUAUUUUUGCAACCAAAAGUUACCAAAAAAGUAAAGUAACAUUUGGAUUCUGAUAACCAAAGUAAUCCUUUUAUUUAGUAACUGGUCAUAAGGGGUGAGUUCUUUUCAGUGGCUAUAAUUAACAUUUUGUUUAUAUAAGAUCAAGUCCAUAGCUUUUCAGGUUUGUUUUUUGUUUUGUUUUGUUUUUUUGUUUUGUGUUUUUUUUUUUUUUUUUUUUUGACAGGCAGAGUGGACAGUGAGAGAGAGAGAGGGAGACAAAGGUCUUCCUUUUGCCGUUGGUUCACCCUCCAAUGGCCGCUGUGCCCGGCACACUACGGCCGGUGCACCGCGCUGAUCCAAAGGCAGGAGCCAGGUGCUUCUCCUGGUCUCCCAUGGGGUGCAGGGCCCAAGCACUUGGGCCAUCCUCCACUGCACUCCCUGGCCACAGCAGAGAGCUGGCCUGGAAGAGGGGCAACCGGGACAGAAUCCGGCACCCCGACCGGGACUAGAACCUGGUGUGCCGGCGCCGCUAGGUGGAGGAUUAGCCUAUUGAGCCGUGGCGCCGGCCCAGGUUUGAUUCUUGUGUCAUCCUCCCAAGAUAACCCAAUCCCUUCCCCUCUCAUUCCAUAACUUGGCACCAGGCCCCCCACUGCCAUGUGUGCCUUUGUGCAUACCUGUAGUCUGAGGUCAGCUUUCUCCUCCUCUCUGCUCUAAUGUGGCUUGGGCCCCCUGGUCCUCUUUGCUGCACAGUUCCCUGUGGCAUUUUCCCAGCUUCCAUUCCUCAUGGUGCAGGAGCCACAGAGGCAGCGCAUUUUCUGCCCCACAAGUUUCCAGGCUGCCUCUUCCCACGUGCACUUAUCACUGCACACUUACACCUCCUUGGUGUCUUGCCCAGCUCCCCUACCCCCAUCCUCAGUUUCCCAAAGCUGUUCCCUUACUCUCUGAACGGGGGAGCUGAGCUCAGAUGCAACGCAUGGCUCCCAGAGAUAUCAACCUGGGAGUGUCACAGGACAGUUAAAAAAAUUGCAACCCACGGAACAAUCCUGACUCAACACGACUUUUAGUAAAUACAGUUUUCUUGGCACACAGCCAUGCCCAUUUAUUUAGCUACCUAGUGGCUUUUGCAGGAUAGACUUCAGCAGUUGCAAUAGAAACCACAUGGCCCCUAAAACUGGAGUGUUUGCUUUCUGGCCUCUGCAGGAGAAGCUUGCUGACCCUGCCUUAACCUGCAGCUCUGUGAUCUUAGGUGGCUCAUGGCCUAGAUUUCCCCAGGGCACAGCUUGUGCAGUCGAAGUGUGUGUAGAUUUUCCCCAGGGCUCAGCUUGUGCAAAGUGUGUUUUGUGUUUUGCUAAGGUGAUUGUAUGGGCUGUUCUGUAGUCACAGAGGACCCUAGUCCUCCUUUCCCAUGAAGUCCUUGCGAGAGAUGCAGAACCAGUGAGUUUUUAUUGCAGCUGAGUUUUGUGAAGAGUAAAAGAACUGGAGUUUGCACUCAACAGAAUCACUAGGAGAGCAGGAGAAGUAGACCUCAGGCCAAGCUCCCAUGACAGAUUUUAGAACCAUCUCAUAAAACCCCACUGCUUUGCUGUGACCUGGGCUUGCAAGCAGAUGCCCUGUGGUCAAUGCAAGUCUUCAGAUAGAUCUGAGCCCUAGAACCCAGUCCUGUUUCCCUGCUAGCAGCAAGUGUGGCUUCCAUGGUGGAAAGGCUAUAGAGAGCUGCUAAAAUGGGGAGGUGUCAUGACAUUUUGGGCUAUCACAAAUGACAGACACCCACUAUGGCCUACAUUUUGUAAUCUGGAAAGCCUGAAAUAGUUUCAUGAAGGAAAAUACCCAUAUCCUUUCACUCAGAUUCCCCAAUUAACACUUUGCCACACCUGUAAUUGUCUUCUCUUGCCUCCCUGUCUGCAGGUAGACACCGACAUUUUCCCCAACAAAGUAAGCUACAGACAGGAUCCAUCUUCACCCCAGAUAACUUCAGUAUGUGCUUCCUAAGAACACUACCACAGUACUGUCAUCAAAUAAAGUGAAUGCUGAGGCAGGCAUUGUGGUGCACUGGGUUAAGCUGCCACUUGGGAUUCUAACAACCCGUAUCCAGGCCAGUUCAAAUCCCAGCUACACCACUUCUAAUCCAGCUCCCUGCUAAUGCACCUAGGAAAGCUGCAACAGAAGACUGGCCCAAGUCCUUCAGCCCCUGCAUCCACGUGGGAAACAUAGGUGGAGUCCCAGGCUCCUGGCUUUGGCUUGGCCCAACCCUGGCUGUUGGAGCCAUUGGCGAGUGAGCCAAUGCAUGGAAGAUCCUCUGCCUUUCAAAUUAAUCGCGCAUUUUUAAAAAAGAGGGAGGGGCCCACGCUGUGGUAUAGCAACUAAAAGUCUCCACCUGAAAUGCUGGCAUCCCAUGUGGACACUGGCUUGAGUGCCAGCUGCUCUACUUCACCCAGCUUCCUGCUAAUGUGCCUGUGAAAGCAGCAGUUGGGGCCCAAGUGCUUGGACCCCAGCCACCCACCUGGGAGACCAGGUGAAACUUCUGGGUCCUGGCUUCAGAUCAGCCCACCUCCAGCCUUUGCCACCAUUUGAGGAUGAACCAGCAGACAGAAGAGCUCUUUCUGUCUCUCCCUCUCUCCAUAAUUCUUUCAAAUACAUAAAUAAAUCUUUAAAGAUUUUUUAAAAGGUGUUGACAUACUAUAACUUAUAAGCCUUAAUGCUUUGCCAAUUGUUUAUAUCAAUUAGAAAUUCUCUUCUUCUUCCAGGAUCCAGCCUGAGGUCAUACAUAUAUAGUUGUCACAACCUUCCCUCCACACUAGUUCCUGUCUUAACCUUUCAUGAUAUUUGAAUUUUUGAAGAGCGCAUGUCAAUUUCUUUGUAGAAAGUCCUUCACCUUGAAUUUCUCGUGUUUCUUGGUGGUUUUGGCAGGAAUUGUGGAAAAGAUGUGUUCUCGGUGUGUUGUAACAGGAGGUCCAUAACUGUCACUUUUGUUGUUAAUCUGUUGCUCAGCUGAAAUGGUUACUGCUAUACCUCUCCACUAUAAAAUUAUUCCCCCUUCUUAUUAAGUAUUUUUUAAGAGAUACUCAAGUUAUGUAGACGAUCCUGUUUUGUACCAAUUUUUAUUCCCGUUUAGAUCCACAGAUAAUUCUUCUAAUAUUAAUACAGGAGUUUUACUUUCUCUA
Molecule: messenger RNA, 5348 nt
Organism: Oryctolagus cuniculus (rabbit)
Lineage: Eukaryota; Metazoa; Chordata; Mammalia; Lagomorpha; Leporidae
Source: RefSeq, a predicted model, not a curated record